AUGAUAUGCAAUUAUUGUAACACGCGUCCACCAUGUUUGAUCCGACAAUUCACUGGGCGGCACUGUUGUAAAGAAUGUUUCUUAGAUAAUUUCGUUAGUGAAAUCCACGAGACUAUUGUACAAUAUGACAUGAUCAAUAACAAUGAUCGUGUUUGUGUCGGUGUCUCCGGAGGAAAGGAUUCAAGUGUUUUGAUAGACAUUCUUUAUAAUAUAAAGGUCACAUAUGGAUACAGUUGGCAGCUAUUUCUACUGGCCAUUGAUGAGGGCAUUAAGGGCUACAGGGAUGACUCUCUGGCAGUGGUUCAACACAUAAAGGACAAGUAUAAUCUUCCUCUAGAAGUCCUAAGUUUCAAGCAUAGUUUCGGACGAGAUAUGGAUGAGAUUGUGAUUAAAACGGGGUCAAAAAAUAAUUGCACUGUUUGUGGCGUCUAUAGGAGGAAUCUCCUAAAUCAAGGAGGGAAAUUUAUCCAGGCAAAUAAAAUUUGUACUGGUCACAAUGCAGACGAUGUGGCUGAAACGCUACUUUUAAAUCUUUUUCGUGGCGAUUCGCUAAAAUUGGUACAACAAUCAAGUCUUUUAAACAAUGUGGAUGGGAUCACUAGGAUUAAACCAUUGUUCAAAUGCGCCCAGAAAGAGAUAGUUCUAUAUGCUAGAUAUGCUAAUAUCGAAUACUUUUCCACUGAAUGUAAAUAUUUGAAGGAUGCAUAUCGUGGGAAGAUGCGAGAUUUUAUAAACAGGCUGCAAAUCACCAAUCCAAGGUUGGUUAUCAAUCUGGUAAAUUCAUCCCUCCAGUAUGGAAGCUCAAAAAGCAUUGAAAGUGUUGAAAUUGAUGCAAACAGAAGCAAAUGCGAAAACUGUGGUUCACUAGCAGAUGGGAGGCUAUGUAAAAUGUGCCAAAUUACAGAAAAGUUGAACAAUACAUUAUAA
Molecule: messenger RNA, 927 nt
Organism: Babesia microti strain RI
Lineage: Eukaryota; Apicomplexa; Aconoidasida; Piroplasmida; Babesiidae
Product: cytoplasmic tRNA 2-thiolation protein 1
Exons: 1
Coding region: 1-927 (308 amino acids)
Biological process (GO): tRNA wobble position uridine thiolation
Cellular component (GO): cytosolic tRNA wobble base thiouridylase complex; mitochondrion
Molecular function (GO): tRNA binding
Source: RefSeq, a predicted model, not a curated record